AUGAAAGUUUAUACAUUUGAUACGAGAGUUUUUAAUAAUUGGAUUACAAUACUAUUGGUAUUGCUACUAACUGUAAUCAUAGGAUAUACUAAUCAAACAGAUAUUUAUCAAAAACUCAAUUCUUUACCUGAAAAUCGUACAGAAUUGCUUCCAUUUAAAGAAUACAAUCUCACUCAGCAAGGUCAAACAAACAAAUUCAACUGGUACUUUCGUUUUCAGUGCGCUUUAGAUGUUACUCGUGCAAAUAUUUUACGAUCAAUGAAAAUUGGUAUUCAAAAUAAAUAUUUUAAAUAUACGAUACCUUUAAAGAUUCAGGAUAAUAGAUCGAACGCGUACAAUGGUGAAAUUUUCACACACUUUUAUGGCAGGUUAAAUAUGAGUUUUAUGUAUAUGUUUGAACCACUAAUCGAGGAGGAAUACAAUUUGUCAAUGACAGGCUACUAUUUCACAAAUACAUUAUUGAACGUUCUCGAUGAUGAAUUGGAAACUCUUAAAUUUAAUCGUAUUUGUUUUAAAAACGGAUCACUACAUACAUUUUCACAAAGCACAUUGGUCAACUAUAGAGAGGUUUCAUCGUUUAAUUACCAAAACGUCAGAUUUAAUUCAAUUGUUGAUCAUAACUACAAAGAUUUUAUAAAGAGGAACAACGGAACUUACGAAAUCAAUAAAGCGAGACUAUUCUUCGCCAAAAAAUACACCAAAUACGAUCAAUACCUUAAAGAUAUUAUUUCUCCGAUGCAUCAAAUCAAUUCUAUCGCAGGAAAGAUGAUGAACAUCUUCUACGUCAAUGAUAAGCAACUAUACACGCCUUUUGAUGCACAAGAAAGCAUGGUUUAUAUAAAUCCAGAAGAUUCUGUUUGUUUUGACGAACUACAUAUCAUUCAACCAAAAAUAACUACUACAUUAGAGAACUUUACAACAACAGCUUCUGUUAAUGGAACUGUUCACGAUUUAGUUAUUUUGAACUCUACAGGGGUAUUAAACUAUUCACAGAUAUUCAUUGAUGCUCUUAAUACUUCUGAUAUCGAAUACGUGCAAACAAACACUUCAUUUAAUGAAACUGUUUCGAUUUUGUCAAAUGCAAAAUUUGUUCUUGUUCCAUCAUCAUGGAAUGAACAGUACUUACUGCAUUUCAUUCGUGGAACGAUUAUGUAUGUUGCUCCUACUCCACAUCUUCAAUUUAAAGUUCAGAGAAACAAUACAAAGUAUAUUCAGUUUGAACGAAGCGGAUCUUAUGAGAUAACACCAGAGAAUGUUAAAAAGGCAAUUUCGGAAACAGAAAAAUGCGAUGUUGUCUUUGCUUAUUUGAAAGAUAUUAUUAAAUGUGUUUAG
This is a messenger RNA of Trichomonas vaginalis G3, 1332 nucleotides long. RefSeq lists its product as uncharacterized. The transcript has a single exon. Lineage: Eukaryota; Parabasalia; Trichomonadida; Trichomonadidae. The record is from RefSeq and is a predicted model, not a curated record. Bases 1 to 1332 code for a protein of 443 amino acids.